AUGGGUUUCAUUGCUACGGCCCUCCCCCUCGCCCUGGCGGCGUUCUCUACUGUCAAUGCUGCCAAGAUUCUGGAAGCCGGCCCUGGCGCCGAGACCAUCGCUGACAAGUAUAUUGUUGUUAUGAAGGAUAACUUGUCUCACGAGGCCUUUGACACCCACACCGCUUGGGUUGACCGCACCUACCGCCGCCGCCCAAUGCGCCGUGGCGCUAAGGCUGAGCCCAUGGGUGGCAUGAAGCACACCUACAAGUUCGGAACUGGCUUUAUGGGCUACUCUGGUCACUUCGAUGAGGCUAUGAUCAAGGACAUCUCCAACCACGAAGAUGUCAAAUUCAUCGAGCGUGACACUGUUGUCAAGAUCUCCGCCCUCACCCAGCAGGACAAUGUUCCUUCUUGGGGUCUUGCCCGCGUUGGCUCUAAAGAGGCCGGCGGAAGCACCUACUAUUACGACGACACCGCCGGUGAGGGUGCCACUGCUUACAUCAUCGAUACUGGUACCGAUAUCAAGCACGGAGAAUUCGCCGGUCGUGCUGUCUGGGGCAACAACUUUGCUGAUGACAGAGAUGAGGACUGCAAUGGCCAUGGAACCCACGUUUCUGGCACUGUUGCUGGUACUACCUACGGUCUUGCUAAGAAGGCUAAGAUCGUUGCUGUUAAGGUCCUUGACUGUGAGGGCUCUGGCUCCAACUCUGGUGUCAUUAAGGGUAUGGAGUGGGCUACCAACGACGCCAAGCAGGGCGGCAACGGUACUGUGAAGGCUGCCAACAAGGCUGUUAUGAACAUGUCCCUUGGUGGACCUUUCUCUGAGGCCUCCAACGCAGCUGCUAAGGCUAUCGCCGAUGCGGGUAUCUUCCUCGCUGUUGCCGCUGGUAACGAGAAUGCCGAUGCCAAAACCUCUUCCCCUGCUUCUGAGCCAUCUAUCUGUACUGUUGCUGCCUCUUCUGAGGAUGAUUCCAAGGCCGAUUUCUCCAACUGGGGCUCUCUCGUCGAUGUCUAUGCUCCUGGAAACGAGAUUACUUCCGCCAAACCCGGCAACGGCUCCCAGGUCCUCUCUGGUACCUCCAUGGCCUCCCCUCACGUUUGCGGUCUCGCUGCCUACCUUAUUGGAUUGGGCAAGGCUGGUGGCCCUGGUCUCUGCGAUACCAUCAAGGAGAUGUCCAUCGAUGCCGUGAAGAACCCCGGCCAGGACACCACCUCCAAGCUCAUCCAGAAUGGCAGCGGCAAAUAA
Molecule: messenger RNA, 1227 nt
Organism: Arthroderma uncinatum
Lineage: Eukaryota; Fungi; Ascomycota; Eurotiomycetes; Onygenales; Arthrodermataceae
Product: proteinase K
Exons: 4
Coding region: 1-1227 (408 amino acids)
Biological process (GO): proteolysis
Molecular function (GO): serine-type endopeptidase activity
Source: RefSeq, a predicted model, not a curated record